AUGUAUCUUGCUUCAGCACUCGUCCGCCACAGUGUCAUUCCCUGUUCCCCGAUUAAUCCUUCAGUUGGCAUGACCAUUGACUGCCUGGAGUUUUAUUGUAUCGCACGCCAGCGCUGCCUGAACUUCCCUAUUCAAGCAUUUACGAAGACUCUCUGUGAUUUUCAAGGCAUGAAAAUUGCUAUCGACUGGAACCUCAAACAUGCAUGUCCUGCAUGUUUGUAUACCCUGGAUGCGGAACCUCAACUCAAAUUUAGUCUGUUGUAUGCAAUGGAUGGAAACGAUUUACUCAAGCGAGUCCCUGACAAGGAGCAUGCCAAAGAUUCACCAUCAGAGCUCCCGACAUCUCAAUCCAUCAUAGACUAUCGUUACUUGACCAGGGAGUAUGUGGAUUCUUUCACAGACACGUUAAACCCUCAAGUUGAUUUGUUCAAUGAUUAUGACGAGGAUAAUAACCCUUGUGUGGGUCGAUGGAAAAAUAUGAAGGACAACAAAAUGAAACGGAUGUGGGGAGUUUUUGAUGAGUUGGGGAUCUUUAUGGCAGUGUGUCAACACGAUUUUACACUUAUCAUUGCAGAGAUGGUGCAGAGUGGUGAACGUGCAAAAUAUCCACUCACUGUUGUCUCAAGGCUACUCGAUACAUUUGGACACAACCUUGGUGGGGGGUACGACGUUGGAUGUAGGUUCAAGACCACACUCUCUCGCAGCUCUCUUGGUCCUUGUGCCCAUACCCUGAAUCACACCUCGCUUGUCGGAGCUUUUCAUGGUCAUGCCCACCGCCGUUUAUGUCAACUAGAUCACCUCACAAUGUAUGUCACUGGCCUCGGCUUAGAAGACCUCGAGGGUUGUGAACGGACAUUCUCAAAGUCACAUGCGCUCGCUCCUGCCACUCAUUAUGCGAGUGUGUUUCACUGUCGUCAAGCAAUCUUAGGUUAUUUCGAGCACAACAACAAAUUUGAAAUAUAUCAUAAUUUGAUUACAUUCCUAUACAACAACUACAAACAGGCACUCGACAUUCUGUAUGAUGGCCAGACUGUUCUUCCAUGCCUGAUGCAGGAACUCAGUGUCAUGGAUGAAUCAGAACUCGAGGUGUGGCUCAAGAAUGAACAUGCAUAUCUCCUAAGUCGUACACAUGAGCUGGAGCAGGAAACUUUUCAAAUGGAAUAUUGGCAGAAGCUUGUAAACUUGUCCACAAGCAAGUACAUACCUAUUUUCUUUGAUCCCUGUGACGACACUUAUCUCUACAUGACAGUAAGACUCGAGACAGCACACUGUCAUGCACUAGAGAAUUACGAGAAGGACCUCAAAAUCAUCCACAACCUGGAGAUGAAGCUUGGUGUGGACAAAGAUUGGCAACCUGAAGAUACCAAGUGGCAAAAUGCUGGACGGCUCGUCGCCAACAGGAAGUACCAGCUGGCAUUGGACAUGCUCAAAGGACUAAUUGUUGCCAGGAUCUUCAAACUCUCCAAGAUGAAUAGGGCAGGAACAGGCUAUAAAAUGCGAAAACACAUCGGCAAGGCCCUCCAAGUCCGGUCUGCAGCCAUCCAUACAGCUCUCGACCGCUAUAACCUCACUGCUCAUGCAUUAUCCUCACCACGUCCAGCACUGAAGUGGGAAGAUGUUGUUGAGUAUGCAUUCCUAGCAGAUUUCGAGCUUCUCUGUGACGCACGCAAGGAUAUUUCACAACACCUGUGGGCUACUCCAUCUGGUUGCCAUGCAAUGGACUUAUAUUUCAAGAUGUGUCAUGUGAGGGAAGGAAUUGAGCAUCUGAAUGUAGAGAUCAGGCGUGUGGCUACGUAUCUGCAAGACGAGAGACAUUACCUGGAGGAAUGCAAGAUCCUAUUGCACACGCUGCACUCAGGUUUGGCCCAUCAAGUACAGAUCCUCCGGAACACAUGCGGCCGCUUCCUGGAUUAUCACUGCCAGUGGCUGCGAGACAUUGCGGGGCUACCUGGGUUUUCCAGGACACUGCUCCCUGGGCAGGCCCUGCACAACAGUCCAGGAGAGAGCACGUCCUCUCCGUCAGUUCAGGUGCCUCAUAAACUGUGUCUUGCUGCUGUCGAUGAGUCGUUGGCCUUAGGGACUUUGAGUGGGGAUGAGGAUGGGCUUGAAGACCUGGAGGAGGAGGAAGACGAUGAGCAAUUGGCGGAAGAGGAGUCUCGCACCUUGCAGGAUAUCCUAGAGGUCUCAGGUCACAAUUAA
Messenger RNA from Suillus fuscotomentosus, 2199 nucleotides. RefSeq lists its product as uncharacterized. The record is from RefSeq and is a predicted model, not a curated record. The transcript is spliced from 9 exons. Bases 1 to 2199 code for a protein of 732 amino acids. Lineage: Eukaryota; Fungi; Basidiomycota; Agaricomycetes; Boletales; Suillaceae.